Penicillium chermesinum is the source of this 909-nucleotide messenger RNA. RefSeq lists its product as uncharacterized. The record is from RefSeq and is a predicted model, not a curated record. The coding region runs from base 1 to 909 and encodes 302 amino acids. NCBI's taxonomy places the organism in Eukaryota, Fungi, Ascomycota, Eurotiomycetes, Eurotiales, Aspergillaceae. The transcript has a single exon.
AUGGCUCCUUUGACAAAAGAGCAGUUCCACGCUAUCAUCACGAAGGCCGCCAAGCACCGAACAUCAGCGUACGAUUACUGCGCCUCCCUCAGCGUUUUUUGGGAGCAUAACGAUGUCUCUGCAGCAGCAGACGUUCACAAUUUCCAGCAGAUGCUAAGCACCCUAAACCUCCCAGCCGCUGAGGAACUGACAAUUCAAUCCGAUGAUCACACUCCUGGUUGGACCCUUCAAGCGAGAACCCGAGCAAUUCUUAAACGUGCUAAAGAUGCACCUGGCCGCGCACUAGUGCUGCUCCAUUAUACCGGGCAUGCCUACCCACUUAACGAUAUUCUCUGGGCUCAAGAAAACAACCAACGAAAUUCCUCCAGAAUGAGCCUCGACAGAUAUUUUCUCAGCCAUAGUGACGGCGAGGAGACCUUGUUCACAGAUGCCGAUGCCGUUGACGUGGUUUACGUCCUGGACUGCUGUUACGCCCACAAAGCUCUGAAGGCAUUAUCUACAGAUUCUCGGCUCGUGGAAGUUAUUGCUGCCACAGAUGCCAACAUGCCAGGUGCCCUAGGUUAUCCUAGGGACACUCUGACUGGAAAACUCAGAGGGGAGAUCGCACGACGCAUAUGUGACGGUCACAAAUAUGUGGAAGUCGCAGACCUUAUACAGACGCUCAGGGCUAACAGUCCGGUGGUCAAGCCCUCUCACGGUCUUCGAAAAGGCAUUGGUUCCGUGUGCCUUCCCCUGACAGGACUUGCCCAGACCGACCCAAAGACUCUCUCCCCAUCCCUAAGAGCUCUAUUUUCGGUCCAUGUCACGGAUGAUAUGUCUCCAAAGCAGAUUGAGGAACUUGUCAUUUGGAUUGGAUCACUACCACCCGCAUUCCAAAUCUCUCUUGAUGGGGUUUACCAAACCCAAUAA